Molecule: messenger RNA, 1646 nt
Organism: Thrips palmi
Lineage: Eukaryota; Metazoa; Arthropoda; Insecta; Thysanoptera; Thripidae
Product: multiple inositol polyphosphate phosphatase 1-like
Exons: 10
Coding region: 262-1593 (443 amino acids)
Molecular function (GO): acid phosphatase activity; inositol phosphate phosphatase activity
Source: RefSeq, a predicted model, not a curated record
UUAUUCGCGAGCUCAAGUGGGCACGGUGUGCGCGAGAGUGAGUGUGAACAGAACCAUCCGCGCGGCGACUGCUACGCGGCGCUGCGGCCGCGACUCAGAGCGCACCGCGCAUCAAAUUCGGAGUAAUGUGCUCCUUAUCUGCGCGGUUCGUGACGAGGACUUGACUGCCCCCCGAGGCCCUGCUUGGCGUGCCGGCAGUCGAGGACCCCCGGCCCUCGUCGCCACAACACUGCACAACACGCGCCACCAGAGGUUGCCAACAUGAUGCCCAGCGCCACCUUGGUGCUUCUGGCCGCCCUGCUGGGGUGCGCCUGCGCGGCCACGGACUACUGCAUGUCCCAGGACCAGAACCCGUUCGCCCGUUUCGGCACCCGAGCGCCCUACGAGGUGUCCGGGGCCAACCUGGACCCCGCGCCGCGUCGGCUGCCCGGUUGUAAGCCGGUCCACCUGUGGCUCCUGGGGCGGCACGGCACGCGUCACGGCAGGGAGGCCGACAUCGAGCUGAUCCACCGGCUGCCCAAGCUGCAGAACCAGAUCCGCGGCAACAAGGAGGCGGGCCGCACUGUCAAGCUGUGUGAAGAGGACUUGUACAACAUCGUCUCCUGGAUCCCAGGCGUCGACAAGUCCAUGGCGUACGCGCUGACGGUUCAGGGCCAGAUGGACUUGCAGACAAUGGGGGAGCGGUACCGGUUGAGGUACCCAGAGCUGUUCGACAACAGCGCUGCCUCCAACUUCAAGUUCAAAUACGAUGAGACCCCACGCUGCCAGGACAGCUCCAAGUGGUUCUACAGGGGGAUCUUCGGGAACUUCCCUGCGAGCGGCGAGGGCAGCGUAGACGGGUUGGCCGACUUCUACAACAGGUGCCCAGCCUACCUGGUCCCGAUCGGCACGGACUUCGUUAUCGGCGAUUUCAACAAGUUCAAGAAGGGCGCCGAGUUCUCAGACAUGGUCCGUAGGGUGAGCAGCAGGCUCGGCUUCUACCACAACCUGGACGUCGAGGACGUCGACGCCAUGUACACGGCCUGCAGCUUCGAGCUCGCGCGCAACUGGUCAACCGGCAAGGCGUCCCCCUGGUGCGCCGUGUUCCGAGACGAAGACUUUGAGGUGCUGGAGUACUGGUACGACAUGAAGGAGUACUACCGCACGGGCUACGGCCACAAGGUGCACGAGAAGCUGGGCUGCGUCCCCGUCAAGGACCUCGUCAAGUCGCUCUCGAAGCGCGUGGAGACGAUCGGCGCCACCGCGCCGACCGGGCUGGUGUACCACUCGCACGACACGCUGCUCAACCAGGUGGUGGCCUUCCUGGACCUGUACCGCGACGACGCCAAGCUGCGCGAGAACACCUUCGCCUCCAUGCGCGACCGCAAGUGGCGGGUCACGCGGUUCAGCCCGUUCGCGUCCAACCUGCACGCCGUGCUGCACGAGUGCGAGGCCGGGGAGCGUCACCGCGUCCAGAUGUUCCUCAACGAGAACCUGCUGCCGCUGGCGGACUGGGGCUGCGACGCCGACUCGUGCACGUGGGCGCAGUUCAUGGCCAAGUUCGGCCACGUGCUCACCGACUGCAAGCAGCGCCGCCUGUGCUGGAAGGUCUAGUGUGCCUCCCGGAGCAUUGCGACCAACUCGAAAUAAAAAUGCGCUUUCUGGAA